Molecule: messenger RNA, 2040 nt
Organism: Colletotrichum destructivum
Lineage: Eukaryota; Fungi; Ascomycota; Sordariomycetes; Glomerellales; Glomerellaceae
Product: Putative amino acid/polyamine transporter I
Exons: 3
Coding region: 332-1957 (541 amino acids)
Biological process (GO): transmembrane transport
Cellular component (GO): membrane
Molecular function (GO): transmembrane transporter activity
Source: RefSeq, a predicted model, not a curated record
UGCUGCUCUGUACAUAACCUCGCCAAUUGGGUCCCCGAGACCCCUUGUCCCCCGGGGUCGCAUCGCGUCCCUAAGUUCCCAUUGCUACCGCGUACCGACAACCUCGAGUCGGAAUGGCGCGAAGGUGAGUGCAUGUUUAGUCUGCAGUCCAGAUCGCCCAGGCCUCUUGGCGCCGGCCCAUACAGAAUGAUAUCUCGCCGCUCUCCCAUAUUUUCCUUCCCAUGCUUUCUCUUUCGCUCGCGAUGAUUCCCGUCUUCUUCUCCUAGCCAAGCUUUCCAAUCCUACUUGUCUCGAAUCGAAGGGAGCACGCGAUCUGAGAGCGAGACACAAGAUGGCGCAAGCAGGCUCAGUCGAGAUGCGGCAGCCCAAGAGCGACUACGCCGCCGUCAACACGACCAGCUCGUCCGGCAACACCGAGGACGGCACCGAGAACCGUCAUCAUGAGAGCGGGUACGAGCACACCGACGGCGGCACGGGAGAUUCGUCGCUGAGGCGGCUGUUCUCGUUCUGGCAACUGCUAGCCUUCGCAUUGAUCUUCAUGUCGUCAUGGGAGGUUAUGGCCAUGGAUAUGGGCGCGACCUUUUACAACGGGGGGCCGCAGACGCUUGCUUGGGGCAUUGUCCUCGUCGUCGUCGGCGCCAUGGCGCAGGCCCUGUCUAUGGCCGAGCUGGCGGCGAUCCAACCCAUCGCCGGGGCGCAAUACCAUUGGACUCACUUCCUUGCGCCGCAAAACCACCGACGGUUCAUCACGUGGAUGCAAGGCUGGGUGACCUGGUUCGCCUGGGUGUCGGCCCUCGCCGGCUCGGCCGCUUCCGAGGCCAACAUCAUCAUCGGGCUCGUCAGCACCAACUACCCGUCCUACCAGUUUCAGCCGUGGCACAUCACUAUGGUCAUCAUCGCGCAGCUCGUCGCCUGCGGGCUCAUCAACAUGUACGCGUUCCGCACGAUUCCAUGGAUGGAGCUCAUCGCCGGCGUGCUGCACAUCGUUCUGUGGCUCAUCUUCGUCGUCGUGCUCCUGACACUCGUGCCGCGCGCCAGCGCCGACUUUGUCUUUUUCGAGCGCACCGUCAGCUCCGGUUGGACCAACAGCUUCGUGAGCUGGAACAUUGGCAUGCUGGUGCCGGCGUGGGGGUUCAUCGGGUUCGACGGCGUGGUGCACAUGGCGGAGGAGGUUCGGCAGGCGAAGCAGGCGGUGCCGAGGGCGAUGCUGUGGACAAUUGUGCUCAACGGCGUCCUGUCGUACGGCAUCAUCAUGGCCAUCCUGUUCGGCAUGGGCGGCGCGACGGAGGAGAUUCUCGCGUCAGACUACCCCAUCAUCCCUCUACUCUUCAACGCGGCGGGGCCCAAGGCGGGGACGGCCAUGGUGUGCGGGCUGCUCAUCAUCACCUUCUGCGUCGUCGCGGCGUCGCUGGCGUCGGUGUCGAGAAUCACCUGGGCAUGGGCACGGGACGGAGGUUUGCCGCGGUACUUUGCCAGGGUACACCCUAAGCACCGUGUCCCGAUCCGCUCCGUGUGGCUGCCGUGCAUCAUCGUCACCUGCCUGUCGCUAUUCACUGUCGGGAACACGGCCACGGCCACGGUGUUCUCGGCGUUCACGGCGCUCUCUUCCUUGGGCCUGUACAGCUCGUACAUCAUCGCCAUCUCCUGCAUGCUCCACGCGCGCAUGACGGGACGCAUCGGCCACGGUCCCGAGUACCAGGUGCAGUACGGCGGCUGGUCGUUGCCCAAGGGGUGGGGCCUGCCAAUCAAUAUCUACGCGCUUCUAUGGUCGAUGUAUUUGACCGUCUGGCUGCCGUUCCCACAGACCGUGCCUGUCACGGCGACCGAGAUGAACUACGCCGGGCCCAUCUACGUGGUCGCCGUGGUGGGUGCGCUGACGCUGUGGUUCGCCAGGGGCAAGAAGCACUGGCCUGGGUUGAACAAGACGGCCAUCGAGAACGUCGAGGCGUACAAUUAAGGCAGUGUUCUACGAGAGACGCACACGAUUCGAUGCGUAUUUUUCUGUACAUAGCUGGUUCGCCUUGAUACCCCGUAUUAAAG